GGAGCUCGCCCAGAAGCGCUGCCCAAUCUGCCGCGCGACCUUCAGCGAGGCGCGGGAGCUGCCCGACAUCCGCAGCGACCCGGGGGCGUGGUUCGACGCCAUGGACCGCCUGCCGCGGGCCCUCGCCGCUGCGGGGCCGCUGCCGCGCCGGGUGUGGUCUCCGGCCUGCUUGGCGGCGGGAUCCGAGCCCUACGGCGGGGGCGUUCCUCAAGGAAUGUGCCCAGGAGGCUCCAUCCGCCUGGAGGUCAGUCUUCGG
Messenger RNA from Prorocentrum cordatum, 256 nucleotides. The record is from the annotation of a GenBank genome assembly. Lineage: Eukaryota; Dinophyceae; Prorocentrales; Prorocentraceae.